Molecule: messenger RNA, 3394 nt
Organism: Seriola aureovittata
Lineage: Eukaryota; Metazoa; Chordata; Actinopteri; Carangiformes; Carangidae
Gene: rbck1
Product: RanBP-type and C3HC4-type zinc finger containing 1
Exons: 12
Coding region: 268-1869 (533 amino acids)
Biological process (GO): positive regulation of canonical NF-kappaB signal transduction; proteasome-mediated ubiquitin-dependent protein catabolic process; protein linear polyubiquitination
Cellular component (GO): LUBAC complex
Molecular function (GO): ubiquitin-protein transferase activity; ubiquitin binding
Source: RefSeq, a predicted model, not a curated record
UUGCUCUAGAAAAAGAGGCAGAGAAACACGCAGGUUAGUCUUCUCAAGGCUGUGAUUUUCAGUCCAGCUUUGCCUUCACACAACCUCUCUCUCCCUCUCUCUCUCACCACGGAGUCGACUUGCGGAAGUGACUGUUUGGGUGCGUUGACAGCACGAGAAGCGGGGGGGAAAGUUGGGUGUCAAAUCUUUUGUUUUACCAACAGCUGAGUUAGUUUUUUUUCGUUUAGUUUUUUUGUCCUAACAGCAACGUUUGCUGCGACACAUGUUAUGUUACCUGUCGUUUCAGGCGUGAUCAUGGCCUCCCAAGAUGCACCGACAGUUUGUUUGAAGGAGGCGGAGGAACUCGCCCUCGCUCUGGGUGAAGCCCUCAGCAGUGGGAACAGUGAAGAGGCUGUUAAACUGUGCCAGAGGCUGUCACAACUCUCUGUCCCAGUGUCUGUCAGUAUCAACAGCCAGGCCUACCCUCAGGACUCCAUAAGGUUGAAGGUUGGAGUGGAGGAUGCUCAGUCAGAUAACUACAUCCCAGUGAAUGUUGUGGUUUCUGCUGGUAUGACAAUUGCACAACUUAAAGAUAAGAUCAGCCAUGACUUUGGGUUCCACCCUUUGCUGCAGCGUUGGGUCAUCGGCAAAAGGUUGGCUCAGGACCGGGACACGUUGUACAAUCACGGUGUCCGUAAAGACGGGGACCAGGCUUUCCUGUUCAUCCUCUCCGCCCAUGCUGGUCAUCUCACACGGCAUCAACACAUCCAGGACCAGGAACAGCUACGAAUUGAGGGCAUCGUGGAGUCGAUGGAGUCGAUGCAGCUUUUUCCUAGAGGGCUAGGCGGAGGUGGUGGUGCGAAGGCAGCUCCUCGAGAGCCUCAACAGAUUUUUCCUACUCCUCCUCCUAAACCCCCAACUGCUCCUAAACCAGCCGUGCCUCCUAAACCUCAGUUGGGCUGGGCCUGUACUUCGUGUACAUACGUGAACAAGCCAACACGUCCUGGCUGUGAGAUGUGUGGAGGGGAACGGCCACAGGAUUACAAGGUGCCCGACAUCUACCAGCCAGACCAGCAGGAGGUUCAACGGAUUCAGCAGGAGCAGCUGGCCAUGCUGCAGUAUGAACAGGCUCAGCAGGUGGAACGAGAGAAGAACUACCUGUACUUGUUGGCAACAGAAGAUCAGCGCCUUAUCCCCAAUGCCACAGAGACAGACUGUCCCAUCUGCUUCUCUACCCUGGAGCCAGGAGAGGGCAUUGUGCUCAGGGAGUGUCUGCACACCUUCUGCAGGGAGUGUCUAAGAGGGACAAUAGUGAACAGUCAAGAUGCUGAGGUGUCCUGUCCUGACAAAUGUGACAGCAAGAUACUGGACAGAGAAAUUAAAGCGCUGCUCACAGAGGAAGAGCACCAGCGGUUUCUGGAGUUGCGUCUGAGCAUCGCAGAGAGCCGCGCAGAGCACAGCUUCCACUGUCAGACUCCCAACUGUCGAGGGUGGUGCGUCUACGAGGAUGAAGUCAACGAGUUCCACUGUGAACUGUGCGAUGAGACCAACUGCAUCCUCUGCAGGGCCAUCCAUGAAGGCAUGAAUUGUAAGGACUACCAGGAUGACCUGCGCAUCCGAGCAGAGAACGACCAGGCGGCUCAGCAGACUAAGCAGAUGCUUGAGAGCCUGCUGCAGAACGGGGAGGCCAUGAAAUGUCCGCGGUGUGACAUCAUCGUCCAGAAGAAAGAUGGCUGUGAUUGGAUCUGCUGUUUGAUGUGCAAGACAGAAAUCUGCUGGGUCACCAAACAAGCUCGCUGGGGACCAAAUGGCAAUGGUGACAUAUCUGGUGGUUGUAGAUGUCGAGUCAAUAAUCAACCAUGUCAUCCUAACUGCCAAAACUGCCACUGAGGCAAGCACACUAAUGAACACAUACUAUAACAAAGAGCUGCAAGUACAUGCACUGUCUCAAGAAAUGUAGACCUCAGCGGGUGCUCAGUCCUCUGGUUUAAUGCUGGCUGCGUUCAUAUGCUCUUUUGAUUUAUUUUACUGACUUUCAGCCCUGAUUUCAGUGACACACUGACAGGACACUGUACAGUAGUUGUUCUGCUGCUGAUGCAAACUUUUCUUCAAUGGUUUGGUUACCAUAGAGAAAUAUACUAUACACAAGCUAUGCAGACUACCAGCUAUAUCCUACAUCUCUGCAGCUCAGGAUAUUAAAUGUCAGUGUGAGAAGAUAAGCUUUACUGGGACCUUCUGCUAUGAUAAUACCUCUUUGCGAUGCAUCAAUGCUUGAUAUGCAUUUUGACUUCUGGCUACUGCUUUCAUCACAAUUCGACCAUGAUAUUGUUUUUUACACAAGUUUGGCUUUGAGUCAAAACUUGUAGUUUGAAAAACCCAGUUUUAAAUUUUUAAACUUUCUAGACAAGAAGGUGAGAAAAAGCUUAUACUCACAUAUAGUUUAUAAAAAUGUCGGUCCAUGGGUAACAAAUAAGGAAUUUCCUUUGUUUUUCUUUCCUGUGUGCUACAACUAAUUACCUACCACUAAAACAACGAGCAUUCAUGAAUAAUUUAUUGUUUUUUUUCCUGCAACUCAUCAUUUAAUCUAUGAAACACCAGGAGAAAAAAAAAAUGACUGUUAUAAUUACUGGAGUAAACUGACAGUGACCAGAAGGUUUUCUGAAAUUCUAACAAGUUGUAAUGUUGGUGUCGAUAAGUGAUGAAAAUGAUUGAUUUGAAAUGAGACUUGUAUGCAAUGGAACUUCUUUCAGUCGACUAAUCAGACUGCAGUGUAGGAUGUUGUUUUAAGUGUUUACAUUGAAUGAAUGUUUUCAUAAUGCAAAACAAGCUGCUCCAAUGCAAUUAAUGUCUUUGAAGUAUCAGGUUUAAAACAUAGAAAGCUGGACAAAUAAUGAUGGUGAAUUUUUUUGUCAGGUAUUUGGUUCUUUAUCUGUAAUUCUUACGUGUUAAUUCCUCAAGACUUACAGUAACCAAUGUACUAUAAUAUAUAAAAAAAAUAUUUUGUUUACGUGUUUGUUGGGUUUGACUAUUAGUUGAAACAUGUCUUAUCAUAUAAUUUUUGUUAACCUGUCUUCAGUCAUGUCAUUAGAUAAAAUGAAGAACCUUUUAGAAGACGUUCAUCUCUGCUGGCUGAGCAACAACAUGAAGGCACAAUUCAAAUAUUUUCACUCUUUAGCCUUGAGGAAGAACAAUGUGCUGUACUAUGAUAAUUUUAGAACAAGUCAGACGCAGUCAUAGUUACACUUUAUCAGGCUUAGCUCAACAUUCAACAGGCUCAACUGUCCUGUAUCUGCAACAGCUGUACUUUGUCAGUUUUUGUUGGUACAACUUGUGAACUACACUUUAGAUUCAGCCAGAGCCUGAUAAGAAAUAACUUGAGUUUUUGAGUUUAAUAUUAAAACGUGUACCACAUUCA